GGGCGGCAGCGGCGGCGGCUGCGGCAGCGCCGGGCCCGGCUCUGCUUCUCCUUUCUCCUGAUGUCCUGCGUGCCGAGGGAGCAGCAACAAGGAGGAGGAGGCUGGCACUGCCCGCUCCAACACACCCCAGGGCUGUUUUUUUCCACCCUCAGCAUCCGACUGGUGGCGAACGGGCUCCUCUGGCAGCCGGAGCGGGCUGGCAGCGCGGAGCUGGGCUCCUGACAAAUGUCUCAUCCUCGCCCUUUCGGCUGCGGCUGGCUCAGGAGGGAGCUGGGGAGGCAUUUCCAGCCUCCCUGCUCCCCACAGCUGGCUCCCGUGCCCGGAGGGUGAAGCUUUUCUCCGAGUUCUCGCGGCUUGAGGUGAUUUGUGGUGGUUUUUUCCCCUGCUUUGCUCCACGUUUCUCCUUCUGGGUGCCCCUUACCCAGCGGCAGAGCAGCCGUGGGUAUUUCCACAGCCCUGUGGGCGCUGCUUGAUGCAGCAGAGCGCCUCAUUUCAGUACAGAAACCAUUCUGAAGCUGCCCCUGUCUCACAGAAACGUGUUCUCGUGGCUUAAAAUGAAAGAAAAGUGGCCGGGCUCUGUUACAAAAAGGAUUUUUUCCUGAAAUCCCACGAUUUCUGCCAGAUUCCUUGUAGCUGCUGGUGCCCGCCUGCUGAUUUAGAGCCUCAGGGUGCCUCCUGCUGCCCUACAGCCCCGUGGGGGAAUCCCUGGAGUCACCCGGCUCCCGGUGGCCUACAGGAACUGAUGCCGAAGUGCUGGGUGCCCGCUGGAAGCCGCUGACUUCUCCGUCUGCCCUUUUUGCAGUACCUGUGAGUGGUUCAGAGCCCGGCUGAGCUGCGAGCCAUGGCCACGGUGCUCGUCCGCCGACGCUUCCCGAGGCUGAGCAGGGUGACCGCCGCCCUCCUGACUUCUUCAGCCCCCUGCAAAGCCGAGGAGGGAGGCGGCUGGAGGAAGGAGGAGGAAGAGGAGGAGGAGGAGAACCCAAAAAAAGGCGCCGCCAUCCAGCUGCUGACCCCGCCGGGCUACAGGGUGCUGCACAACCCCGCUGCCUACGCCAGGAGCAGGGCCAGGAGCAGCCUCCAGGCUUUUGGGGACGCUCCCAGCGGCUCUGCUGUCCCUGCUGCCUCCUCCCAGCUUCUGCCACCCGCCAGAAAUGCCCUGGCCAAGCCCCCCCGCAGGAAGAAAACCCCGCUCCGGGCCAAGCAGGAGGUGGAGAAGGAGCAGAGCGAGCUGCACGACUCCAAGGAGGACCCGCGCGUGUUCCAGCGGGGGCGCCCCGAGUACAAAUCCCUCUGCUACAACAGGUUCGAGACCCUCGAGACCCUCCCUGGGGAAGAAGCCGAGGCGAUUCUGCUCGGCGUGACCUCCUGGGGGGGAAACCAGAGCCCCAGCGCUAUCACCGAGUGUUUCCACAAGCUCAGCCGCCUCCCUGAGGAGCACCACGCCGCGCUGCUGGCCGAGCCCGGCUUCGACACCUUGUCCCGCUGUGCUGUUGAGCAAAUCCAGGGCUUUUCCACCCCGCAGCUCAUCGAAAUUUUGAAGGCUUGCGUCCGCCUGGGCGUCCCCCCCGCUCACUCUCUCCUGGACGCCUGCGAGCGCGAUUUCUGCCGCCGCGCCUGGGCCAUGAGCUUGGAGCAGCUGCUGCUGGUGGCCGACUGCUGGCGCUGCCUGCCCCGCGCCGUGCCCUCCUACCUCAGCAUCCUCUUCAGCUACGCCGCCAGGAGCUGCCAGGAUCUGGCUUUGCCCCAGCUCGUUCAGCUCCUUUACAUCAUCGGCGAAGGCAGGAGAGCCCCCCCGGAGCUGGUGCAGAAGCUGGAGGGCGUUAUUUGGAAGCACCUGGACGCCUGCACGCUGGAGGAGGUGGGAGCCAUCAGCUUGGGGCUCUUCAAAUCCCUCAGCGCCGUCCCCGAGCGCCUGGUGAGGAGGAUCGCGGAGCGGGUGGCGCCGGAGCUGGAGGAGAUGAGCACCUACGCUUUGGUCAACGUCCUCAAACUGCUGCGUUACGCCCGCCUGGAUCACCUGCCCCUCCUCAGGGAGCUGGGGAAGGUGAUCCCGCCCCGAAUCCCCACCACCAACGUCCAGGGCCUCAUGCACGUCGCCCUCGCCUGCUCCUCCUUGCACUACUACGACGAGGCCGUGCUGGCCGCCGUGGCCGCCGCGCUGCCCUCCAAGGUGGCUUACUGCCGCAGCAAGGACGCCGCCAAGUUCCUCUGGUCCUUCGGCUGCUUGGAUUACGAGCCCCCGAACGAGGAGGAGUUUUACUCCAGCCUGAUCGAGCACACCCGCAGGAAACUGCGCGAGUUCGACAGGUUCCCUGAGCACCUCCUCACCGGCCUGCUCGGCCUGGCCUUCGUCGGGCGCUUCCCUGAGGAGCUGAUCGAUUAUGCUCUGAGUGAGGAUUUCGUCCAAAAAACCAGAAACAGUAAAUACGAGCUGGGGAAGGAUCUCUUCACCCUCGGCAGGAGCGUGGAAAUCGAGUGCCCGGGUUACCGAGGCAGCCGCCUCAGCCCUCAGCUCUCCCAGGAGAUGACCCAGCUGGUUUUGGCUUUCGCCCAGCAGGAAAUCUUCGUCAGGCCCGAGAUCGUGGAAGCCGUGAGCCUGCUGGAGAGCGUCCUGGGCGGCCCCGAGUACGUGAAGAGCCACAUGAUCCUGCCCCACGCCCGCUCAAGCGACCUGGAGGUGCACCUGGCCGCCGACGGGCGCCCCGUCCCCUUCAACGUAAAGGAUUCUGCGGGGAGGGAACUGCGGGACAUCGGGGUCAGCCUGACGGACGAGCUGAUGGCUCAGCUCCUGAAGGGGAAAUGCAGCACCCAGCCUCGGCGGGGAGCGGAAAACGAAGCCACAGCUCCUGGUUGGGAGCCGAGGGGGGAAAAACAAGCUCCACAAACACCGUUUUCAGGCAGAUCUGGUCCCGCAAGAACCUCAUUACACAUUUCACCCCCCCUAGGGGGUUUCCUGGAUGCCCCCAGCUCUCCCGCUCUGCCCCAGCAGCCUGGGGGGGUGAAGCUGGCCAUCCAGGUGUCCAACCGAAACCACUACUGCUACCUCUCCAAGCGGCUGCUGGGGCUGCACCGCCUGAAGAGGCGGCAGCUGCGGCUGCUGGGCUACGUGGUGCUGGAGCUUCCCUUCUGGGAGUGGUUCCCCCUGCUCAAACGCACGCGAUCGGAGAAGCUCAGCUACCUGCACUACAAAGUGUUCGACCCCGCGCUGCUCCGCGGGGCUCCCUAGCGCCGCGUCCCUGCUGAUUUAAAUCCCCCCCCGGGCUUUGGUUUCAUUUUUGGCAGCUGUUUCGGGAGCUGAGGCUGCCUUGGCGCGUCCGCUCGUUCUGCUCUGCUCUGCUCCAGCAAACCUCAAAUGCUUCCGUGGCAAAUAAAAGCUCCUCUCGUGUUCA
This is a messenger RNA of Anas platyrhynchos (mallard), 3389 nucleotides long. The record is from RefSeq and is a predicted model, not a curated record. Lineage: Eukaryota; Metazoa; Chordata; Aves; Anseriformes; Anatidae.